Messenger RNA from Cryptosporidium muris RN66, 2217 nucleotides. RefSeq lists its product as uncharacterized. The coding region runs from base 1 to 2217 and encodes 738 amino acids. The transcript has a single exon. The record is from RefSeq and is a predicted model, not a curated record. NCBI's taxonomy places the organism in Eukaryota, Apicomplexa, Conoidasida, Eucoccidiorida, Cryptosporidiidae.
AUGGAAAAGAGAACACAUAAAGAAAAUGAUGAACAGAAGGAGGCUAGUACUGAGAUAUUGGAUUCAGUUUCAUCUUCCUUUUCUACAAGAUCAGUUACAUCAACAAGAUAUUUUGAUGCACAGUCAUGGGAAGAACGAAGAGAUAUAGUAGCACUGAGAAUCCCAUCACCAGCUAGUGAAUUAUAUAUUGAUGGUGAAUUUAGCCCAAGUACUCAGAUAAGUUCACCCGUAAGUUAUGUUGAUAUUAGAACUCCACAAAAGGUAGAUUCUACAGCUUGUUGUAGCAAAAGUAUUGAUGGAAUAUAUCAAAAAGAAAUUGCGGAAACUUCUGAGGAUAACAACACACAUUCAGUAUUCUCAACUAGAUUAGUAUAUUUAUUGAUAUCAGUAGCUGCUGCAUUUAUAUUGGUAAUGGGAAUAUUAGGAACUUUAUUCUUCUUUGCAACAUUACCAUAUAUUAAUGGUAAUUUUUUAGAAAAUUUGGAUAUUCAAUUGGAAGGUAUGAUUAUUAAAGUAGUCCCUGAAGAAGGAUUCCAAAAAGCAGAAACCAGUGAAAUAGUAUCUAUAACUAUGCCACCACUAAAGGAAAAUACUUUCGAAAAUACAGACGUACGCCUAUUACUAGAGGGUGCAAAUAUUGAGUGGAAUUCUCUAGUUGCUGCUGUAAUAACGAAACCACAAUCAUUGGAAAUAUCACAAGCUAGUCAAAUAAAAGCAAUUAUUGAGACAAAAUCAAAUGAUACUCAUAUUGCAGGUUUAAGUGGUAUAAUCCAUGAUAUAUUAAGCCAAGGAUAUGCUAAAUUGACCUUGAAUGCAUUUGUUCAUCGUUCAUCUUAUUUUUUAUAUUCCAAUAGUAUAGAUCCAGUCUCUAAAGAAUUAUUUUUAUCAAUGUCUCUUCGCCAAUUAAUUACUAAUAUCCAAUUAACUGAUUUAAUUCUGGAAAAAGAUGUAAAUAAUGAUGAUACCACUUUAACAUUCAUGUCUAAUGCAUCUUAUGAUUAUAAGGGAAUAGUUAUAAUUAACACCUUAGGAAAAAUCUUCUGUGGAAUUUUUCAUGAUGGUAAUUAUUUGGGAGUAGUUAGAAUUGAAGAUUCUUCACUUGUUCCUGGAGAAAAGACAAAUCUAAAAAUAUUUGGUACUUUAAAUACUCAGAAUUUUAUAAAUGAUGCUAUAUUAGUAAGUAGUAUGAAACCAUCCUUGGACUUUGGGAUAAAUAAAACUCCUUCAAGAUCAGUAAAACUUUUGAAUUUACAUGUAGAAGGAGUUGGAAGUUCAUCUAUUAUAAUGGAUUCUCCGAUUAGACUUACAAGGUCAAAUGUGAAUCUUGCUAUACUUCCUCCGCAGCCACUAAGGCAAGUACCAAACCCAAUAGUCGUAAUAGAAUCAAUAGCUAUAACAGAAAAUAAUACUGUAACUAUAAAAGGAGUAUUACGUACCACAUUCUAUGGAUAUUUAAGUAGUAGUAAUCAAACUCCUAAUAUUGAACAUGCUCUAAUUCAAGGUCUUUUGCAUAAUAAUAAUAAGGUAUUUGGACAGUUUACAAUAGUUACAGCUAAUUCAGAUGAUAAUGAUAUUCAAUAUAUCAAACUACAAAUGACUGAUUUUGCAACAGUAUCGUCAUCUAUUCCAACAACAUCAUCAGAAAAUAUAAAUUCUGAUUCUAAUAGGCAAGAAGAAAUAGCAAAUGAUGGAGUUCCAUAUCAUGCCAUCACGAUUUCACCUUAUAUUGAUUAUAUAGAUAUUAAUGUAGUAGUUAAAUUUUCUGGUUUAAAGCAAUUAGAUAUUACUGAUAUUUUCAGUGACAAACAGAAUAAUAAUUUAGAUGUUACUGACAUUAAUAUUUAUACUAGUUGGAAUUUCCUGUCACAAAAACAAAAAGAUCAAUAUUUUAUGGAUAAGGCCAGUAUUAGUUUUGAAAUUUUUAAUUUUGUACCGAUACUUAUGGAAUAUCAAAUUGUAGGAAGUAGUAUUCAAGCUGUUAUUUCUCUACACUUAGAGUAUACGGAUGGAUUUCAAAACUCUAGUAAUAUGUCUUAUAGUGGUCCAUUAACUAUAUAUUGGAUAUGCAAUAGUAUACAUGUAACCGAUUUUGUUUUGGAUAACGUUGAUGUAACUGGGGAAGCUACAAAAUAUUUGCUAGCUUCAAAUAAAUUAAUUCCAGAUAUUUGCACAAUGGAAAAUUCCAAGUUAAUAGCUAAAAUAACUAAGAAAGAAUAA